Portunus trituberculatus (swimming crab) is the source of this 2202-nucleotide messenger RNA. RefSeq names its product isocitrate dehydrogenase [NADP], mitochondrial-like. NCBI's taxonomy places the organism in Eukaryota, Metazoa, Arthropoda, Malacostraca, Decapoda, Portunidae. The transcript is spliced from 9 exons. Gene Ontology annotation, molecular function: magnesium ion binding; NAD binding; isocitrate dehydrogenase (NADP+) activity. Gene Ontology annotation, biological process: isocitrate metabolic process. The record is from RefSeq and is a predicted model, not a curated record. Gene Ontology annotation, cellular component: mitochondrion. The coding region runs from base 89 to 1426 and encodes 445 amino acids.
CUGGCUGGCUAGAGAGAGCAGCUGCUGUUUCACUCGUGGCAGCACCCGGCACGCCUCCACCACACUCUCCUCCACCACUAUAUUCACCAUGGCCUCCACGUUAGCUCAAGUCGCCAGGGUAGCCCUCACCAAGGCCCCGAGCCAUGCCAGGGUCGCUGUGCCUACCGCCAUGGCCCAGAAAAUGUCAUACUCAACAGACAAGAGGAUUGAGGUGAAGAACCCUGUGGUGGAGCUGGAUGGAGAUGAGAUGACCCGUAUUAUCUGGGAGAAGAUCAAGGACUACCUCAUCUAUCCCUACCUCAAGAUCGACUGCAAAUACUACGACCUUGGGCUGCCUUACCGUGACCAGACCAACGACCAGGUGACCAUCGACUCUGCGCUGGCCAUCAAGAAGUACAAUGUAGGCAUCAAGUGUGCCACCAUCACCCCCGAUGAGCAGCGCGUGGAGGAAUUCAAGCUGAAGAAGAUGUGGCUGAGUCCUAAUGGCACCAUCCGUAACAUUCUGGGCGGCACGGUGUUCAGGGAGCCCAUCAUCUGCAAGACCAUUCCCCGCCUGGUGCCCGGCUGGACCCAGAGCAUCAUCAUCGGCAGGCACGCCCACGGAGACCAGUACAAGGCCACGGACAUGGUCAUCCCCGGCAAUGGCAGUGUUGAGAUUGUGUACACUCCUGAGGGCGGAGAGCCACAGAGGACCAAGGUGUUUGACUUCAAGCAGGGCGGCGGCGUCACCAUGGCCAUGUACAACACUGACGAGUCCAUCCGUGACUUUGCCCACUCCUCCUUCCAGGUGGCACUGGGCAAGGGCUGGCCACUGUACAUGUCCACCAAGAACACUAUUUUGAAGCGUUAUGAUGGUCGCUUCAAGGACAUCUUUGAGGAGAUCUACCAGGCAAAGUACAAGAAAGACUUUGAUGCCAAGGGGAUCUGGUACGAGCACAGGCUGAUUGACGACAUGGUGGCUCAGGGGCUCAAGUCGUCUGGUGGCUUCGUGUGGGCCUGCAAGAACUAUGAUGGUGAUGUGCAGUCCGAUGUGGUGGCUCAGGGCUAUGGUUCCCUCGGCCUCAUGACCUCUGUGCUGAUGUGUCCCGACGGCAAGACCAUCGAGUCUGAGGCAGCCCACGGGACAGUCACUCGCCACUACAGGGAGCACCAGAAGGGGAACAAGACCUCCACCAACCCUGUUGCCUCCAUCUUUGCCUGGACCCGCGGCUUGGAGCACCGUGCCAAGCUGGACGGCACCCCUGAGCUGGCCAGGUUUGCCCAGAGUCUUGAGGCAGCUUGCAUUGACACUGUGGACUCCGGCAAUAUGACCAAGGAUCUGGCUGGCUGCAUUCAUGGACUCAAGAAUCUGAAGGAGGGAAUGUACCUGCACACCAAUGACUUCCUGGAGGCUAUUCGUGAGGAGCUGGCAAGGAAGAUGGCUUAGAGAGGAAGAUAGCAAUGGGAAAGGCCUGGAGCAAGGAAGAUAGCAAGUGGGGAAGAGCCUAGAACAAGGAAGAUGACCUAGAAAGCAAGAUAACACAGUGGGGAAGGGCCUGGAGUGUGUGGGAGAUGUUGCCAUAAGUUCAAAGCUUCAUUGUGGGACAGUGUAGUUAUGAAGGAAACAAAAAAGUUGUACGGGAGAUUAAAGAUACCUGUGUCUGAUUUUUUUUAACUUUUUGUUUUGAUUGUUCUUACGUGCUUGUGUAAGGAAUGGGUAGAUCUGAUACGAGCUUAUUCUUGUGCUAAAUGAAGCCUUUUCUUUGCUGCAGUGAAGGGGAUUGGAACCAGUGUUGUGAAGUCUGUUUUAAGAUUUUGUAAAGCAAGUGAAGGGAAUCCAGUGUAGAGAAUGAUUUGUAAAGAAAGUCAAGAGGAUUAAAUUGUGUCAAGAAAAGUGAAUGGCAUUGAAUUGUUUAUUGAGGUGUUUAUAAAGAAAGUGAAGAGAGUUGAGUUGCCUUUGAAGUAUAAAGUGAAGGGAAUGAAAUUGUUUUUAAGUAAUUAUAAAGAAAGUGAGGAGCAUUGAAUUGUUUUUAAGGUAUUUAUAAAGAGUGUGAAGAGUUUUAUUGUCUUUAAAGUAAUUUUGAAGAAAGUGAAAGGAGUUGAAUUGUCUUUGAAGCAAUUAUAAAGUGAAGAUAAUUUGUACAGAAAAUUAAAACAAUUUGUCUUUGGAAUAUUUGUACAGAAAGUGAACAUAAUUAAAUUGUCUUUUUGGAGAAAACUGAA